AUGUCUAGCGUGCCGAACGCCCGCAAUUGCGGGACAGCUACCGCAGCCACAGACGUUCUCACUCAGGAAAUGUCAAUUGAUGGCUUUGGAUCCUCCACCGCUAGACAUGACAGUCAAUCAGUUGACAACAGUCACAACACACCCGCAGCACUGUCUGAGCAUGGCAUGAAGCGGCGAGAUCACGAUACAGAAGGCCAAGAAGCACCAUGCCCCCGACGACACGAGCCAGCAAAAGGCACAAGACAACCUUCCGCUUUUGAGGUCCAAGACUUACGUUCCGGCACCCUUAUUCCUCUCAAGACCACCCUUGAGACACAACCUGAUGAUUCCACUGUCGACGUCUACAUCGUGGAGCUACCGGCCAAACAAGCCAAUGGAUUCAUGAAUGUGCUCAAAACAGCCAUACCCGAACGACCUCCCAUCGACCUCCAACACCUCCGUCGCAUAGCCAAGCAGGAGCAUCUUCCAGACCACCUGAAACGGAGCGCUCCAUCAACAGCAGCAUCCAGCGUCACUCCUUCGCCCGCAGCUCAGACACCGUUCGCGCCACCUUCCGCCGUCUCAACCACCACAUCCUCUCCCGCUCCAGACUCGCCCGCAACGCCAAACCCUCAAAUUCCUCUCCCUGCAACUCUCCAGCUUCUCGUCGGUCUAACCAGUCAAAUCAGUCUUCACGACCUGACCGCCCUCCUCUCCAAACACCUCUGCGACUCGCUGCCGCCGACCAAUCUGCAAAUCCAAACCAUCCAAGUCCCCCGCCUGGCACCCACAAACGAAGAGCAAGCCAGACAAUGGAGCAGCCAAUACUGGCCAACCAUUUUCCGGCGUAACAAUCCCUUCGGGCCCCAACCCAACGCUGUCCAGCGCGCCGAAGACGAGAUCCUACCGCACAUGCCGAAAUGGAUGGCACUAGCCUGCCAAGCUGCGGCCGAAGUUCACAGCAGUAAUUCCGGCGAAGCCAUCGGCGCCGUCAUAGUAGAGAGCAAUGCUGAAGACGGGCCUACUGCCGUCGCCGUCGCAGGUGACGCACGCUGGUGCGGUCCCGGACAGCCACACUCUCGCAGUAGCAUCAACGAUGACAGCGACAACAGCGGCCGCAGCGGCAAAUCAUGCGGCGCAGGCAACGUCAUGACCCACGCCGUGAUGCGCGCAAUCGGCCUAGUCGCUGCCAAACGCCGGACCCUUGCGCGAGAGCAAGAAGCUCCAACUGCCUCGACAUUGGACCCGUCUUCCUCAGCCGCGCGCCGCUUGCAGUCAUCCGAGACCGCCCACGCGAGUGACAAUUUCUUCGACAAGCCUCUCAAUGCACUCGAACGCGCGUAUUUUGAGCAAGAUAAUCUCUCGUCGUCGGGAUAUCUCUGUCUCGACUUGGACAUUUACCUGACUCACGAGCCGUGCAUCAUGUGUUGCAUGGCUAUUCUACAUUCGCGCUUCGGCCGGGUCGUGUUCGGCAAGAAGAUGCUCAAGACGGGCGGCAUGGCUGCUGAAAAGGCAGAUAUGCAGCAUCUAUUCGCGACUCCUUCGACAGAUUCAUCUGCGGCGACAGCUCCUCGAUCCGCAACAACCACUAUCCCUGCAAAUCCAUCUGUGGAAACCCAUGAGGAUGCUUACCGCUCACCUGCUGCUGCUGCUAAUCAGCAAGAGGUCAUAGCAGCCGGAGGACUCGGGUAUGGUCUUUUCUGGCGACGGGAGUUGAAUUGGAAAAUGCUCGGCUGGCAGUGGCUUGAAGACGGAGCGCGCUACGAAGAUGCAGUCUCCCUUGAGGACGUGCAUGCCUAG
Messenger RNA from Xylona heveae TC161, 1779 nucleotides. RefSeq names its product cytidine deaminase-like protein. Gene Ontology annotation, cellular component: cytoplasm; nucleus. Lineage: Eukaryota; Fungi; Ascomycota; Xylonomycetes; Xylonales; Xylonaceae. The transcript has a single exon. The record is from RefSeq and is a predicted model, not a curated record. Bases 1 to 1779 code for a protein of 592 amino acids. Gene Ontology annotation, molecular function: tRNA-specific adenosine-34 deaminase activity.